This is a messenger RNA of Clonostachys rhizophaga, 1071 nucleotides long. Lineage: Eukaryota; Fungi; Ascomycota; Sordariomycetes; Hypocreales; Bionectriaceae. The record is from the annotation of a GenBank genome assembly.
AUGAUUACGAGAGCGAUCCGAGUAGAUCGGGCCUGGAAAACAGCACUCAGGCCGGGCAAAAUACAAUGUAGGAAGCUGAGCAUCACGCCAUCACGGCCUGUUCCCAUCGCGACGACUGCAAAAGACGCAGCAAACCGUCUCCUGGAGACCCUUUCCGGAUCUACUACUGUUAGCCGCCAGGUGAUUGACGCGAACCAGCUACAGAAGCUCGCUCUCACCCUCGGGCGCCCGACGCUCAAUGGCCUAGACGUGUCUGAGAAGGCACCGCCAGUAGGCACACCUGUGCCGCCGGGCUACCAUCUCGUCUAUUUCACGCCCAAUGGCGUUGAGUCGGAGCUGGGCGCCGAUGGCACGGACAGGACAUUCAAUGCGCCCGUCCCGUUCACCCGGAGAAUGUGGGCUGGUGGUAGAAUGCAAUGGCAGCCGUCUGGUGACGAGGGCGAGGCGAGCCCGAUACUGUGCGUUGGUGAUGAGGCAGAGGAGCACACUAAACUUGUAAGCGCCACCCCCAAGACAAGCAGGACGGGGAGCGAGAUGGUGCUGGUCGAGGUUGAUAAGGAGAUCUGGACGCCUCGUGGUUUGGCGAUGGUGGACAGGCGGUCGUGGAUAUUCCGCCCUGAGGUUGAUCCCCAGACGGCCAAGGAGCCACCAGCACUGUCAGAUGCCAACACGAGAGGGGUUUCAGAGGCCAAGGAUAUUGAGGGACCAGGAGGUUAUCAAGCACGCCAGUACCGCUGGUCGCCAACUGGCCUUUUCCGUUUCUCUGCAUUGACCUUCAAUGGCCACAAGAUUCACUAUAACGAAGACUGGACACGUCUGGUGGAAUCUCAUCCCGGUCUGGUCGUCCAUGGGCCUUUGAACCUGAUCUGCUCCCUUGACUACUGGCGUGAUGUCCAUGGCAAGGACAACUCGCCAAGCGAGAUCACGUAUCGGGCUUUGUCACCUCUAUAUGCAGGCCAAACCUAUCAGAUACAAACAGGAGAAGUCCAGAAUACAGAAAAUGCUCCCAAGUGGGAGGUCUUGGUGAAAAGGGGAGAUUCUGUCUGUAUGAGAGCAGAAAUUAAAAAGUAA